UUUGACUUGAGAUUGAAGUCAAGAAUACCAAAAACUCUUCUCAUUAACGUCCUUCAAUCUUCUUCUCCGUUACACAAACCCUAUAAAAUCCAUCACUCCCGUUCCCAAUUUCCAACUCUACAAUCUGCUCUCCUUCAGGUAUUAUCACUACCCUUGUAAUCCUUUCGCUUUCCAUUAACUAAUUCUUGAUCACAUCACUCUAAUUUUGACAGUGCGUGGCAUGAAAUCUGCUCGUAAAGCCAUGGCCAUGAUGAUCCCUGAACAACAAACUCAAAAUGGUACUCCUGAUUCAAGGUUGUUGUCUGAUAGAUUAAGCUGUCUUGAAGAAUCAAUCAUAUUUCAUAUUUUUUCGUUUCUUGGUGCUAAUGAUACCUUCCGUCUGAGUUUGCUUUCCAAAAAGUUUAAAGAGCUUUGUUUCAACAGCCCUUACUUAGACUUUCAUGUUAAUUUUGACUCUGAUCGACAAGAACGGAAUUAUCUGUUUUAUGCCAAAAAUAAUAAUGAGUUGUUGUUGCAUAAAAGAUAUACCCAGUUCUGUAAAUAUGUUGAUAAUGUUAUGAGGUCGAGGGAAAAGCAUGGGACUGAGAUUGUUAGGUUCAGUAUACAUUGGUUUGGUAAGGUCUACAGUACUGUAGGGUGUAGUAUUAUUGACUCGUGGGUCAAAUUUGCUACGCGGUGUAAUGUUAAGGAAUUGGAUAUUCUUUUAGAUUUUGAUGGUUGGAAGAACUACUGUUUACCUGGUACUGUUUUUGGAUGCCAAUCUUUAAAGUCUUUGAGAUUGAAUCUGCUGAUGAAUUCCUUUUUUUUGGCUGAAGAAUAUAUGGUUUCGGUUCAGAAAUUAGUUUUAGUUUCAGUAAAACUAACUGAUAAGCUAUUUGGAGCUAAGAUUUCUGAUAGGUGGGGUUCUUUGAAAAGGUUAGAUCUUGUGAAAGUUCGGUGCAUUUAUGACCUUAUCAUAUCCAGUUCGUCUCUUGAAGAGCUGAACUUGGACGACUGUCAUUUCGGGAGUCAUUAUUGUGAUUGGCAUUUAACCAUUCGCAGUUCAUCUUUGAAAAGUGUGACUAUUUCCCGGUGUCUUUUUGUGACCCUAUCUCGGAUAUCCUUCAGUUGCCUCUCUCUUGAGAAUUUCACAGAUCAUGGAUCCAAGUUUAAGAAGUUUGUGGGUUUCAAGUUAUUUUAUCCUAAAAAAGUCGAACUUUUUGGACCAUACGAGUCUGAUAUCAUGAAAGUUUCUGCCUCUCUUGAUAUUUUUCGAAUAUUUGGCUCCCAUUUCGAGAAUAGCUGCAGUUUUUUCAUUUCUUAUCCAUCUGUUAAGCAAAUAGAGAUUUCCAACUGCAAGUUCGCAGAGUUUUGCCAGCUUAAAAUAGAUAGUUCAUCGCUACUAGACUUGACAAUAUCAGAUUGUGAAAUAGUUUCUCCAGAGCGUAAAAAUUUCAAUACAGACCUCAAAAGGCGAAUUGUUAUCAAUUCUGAAACGCUUGAUACAUUGACUUUAAACUCAUUCGAUAAGUACUCAAAUGAGUUCCCAUUGUCAGUCGUGGCUCCGAAUCUUCGGACUAUUAGGUGGGGAGGAGAUCCUGUCGAUUUUAGUUUUUUAGAGAACUUCAUGGCACUUGAGGUUGCUGCAAUUGCUAUUAAGCCUUCUUGUCAGCACAAGAGCAGGGAAUUAGCUUGCUGUUGCAAGCAUUUCAAGAGCUCAAUUUACUGUGUCGCUGCGCUACUUCAAAGUCUAAAUCAUGUCAAAGUCUUGAAAAUCAACAUCUGGCCUAUUGAGAUGUUUUUCAUGCAAAACGAUGAGGUAAUGUAUUUCGAUAAUCUCGAGCGUUUAAUUCUGGUCGCUGACGAUUCAUUGGUUGAACAAGUUCCAAUCAUUGCCUCCUUCCUCAAAGGAUUGCCAAAUCUAAAUACUCUGUGGAUUAGGUGUCAGAAUAAAUCCCAUUUAAUUGGUGAUCCUAACUUCAUCGACUCGUUAGGCUUGUGUGGGAAGUCCUUUGGUUUUGUAAUCAGUGAGGAUGUGGAGAAGAUAGUGAUUGUGAAGCUAGCAACUCAAGCAGAAGGCUCAAAUGUCAAUGUCAAUUCCUUACUAUAGCUUUCUGCCUUAACAUAUCUGUAUAUGAUACAAGGAUACAGUAAAAAUUCCAUAUGCGCAAGAUUAGAUAGUUUGCUAGCUUUUGAUGUUUUACAAUGUUCUCCCAUUGGAAAACAAGUUUUAUAUGCACAGGGAUUAACAAAGUUGGUUAA
This is a messenger RNA of Mercurialis annua (annual mercury), 2241 nucleotides long. RefSeq lists its product as uncharacterized. The record is from RefSeq and is a predicted model, not a curated record. The transcript has 3 exons. Gene Ontology annotation, molecular function: protein binding. The coding region runs from base 221 to 2089 and encodes 622 amino acids. Lineage: Eukaryota; Viridiplantae; Streptophyta; Magnoliopsida; Malpighiales; Euphorbiaceae.